Molecule: messenger RNA, 821 nt
Organism: Clunio marinus
Lineage: Eukaryota; Metazoa; Arthropoda; Insecta; Diptera; Chironomidae
Source: the annotation of a GenBank genome assembly
AUGCCUUCGAUGUACUGCGACUAUGAUUAUUUGAUAAAAUUUCUAGCUUUGGGAGAUAGCGGUGUGGGCAAAACGUGCUUCUUGUAUCAAUACACUGAUGGUGUAUUUCAUUCUCGUUUCAUCUCCACAGUUGGAAUUGAUUUUCGUGAAAAGAGAUUGGUGAGAAUUAAUCACCGAAUACAUUUGCAAUUAUGGGACACUGCGGGUGGGAAAGGAGACAAAAUAUUUGUGAAUAUAUUUCAAACCUCAAUUAUUGUUCUUAAUGUUUUAGGGCAAGAGUGCUUUCGCUCAUUAACAACUUCCUUCUUCCGCGAUUCCAUGGGGUUUCUUUUAAUAUUUGAUAUUACAAAUGAAAGAUCAUUCUUAGAGGUCCAGAGUUGGAUUGAACAGUUAAAGAUUCAUGCAUAUUGUGAUAAUCCUGAUAUUGUUUUAUGUGGUAACAAACUGGAUUUGGAUUAUUUGAGAGUUGUAAACACCUCACGAGCAAAAAGUCUUGCUGAAAAGUAUGACGUACCUUAUAUUGAAACAAGCGCAUAUACAGGAGAAAAUGUAAGCAAAGCUGUGGAGAUGCUCUUGGACAAAGUAAUGUUGAGAAUGGAUACUCUUUCAUUCCCUGGCAGAAUGCUGCCAAUCACACUACCCCCUCUUGUUGAAAAUAGUCAUAAUGGGAAUGACGCUUCUAUAAAACUUGACAACACGACGGCGAGGUCAAAAUGUAAUUGUUGAGUAUCCCAGAAGAUAUGAUUAAAUAUUAUAACCAAUUUUGUUGAAUGUUGAUGAUGAAAAUUUAAAAUAUGACAAACAAAAUGCUACAUUACAAU